Molecule: messenger RNA, 1326 nt
Organism: Ylistrum balloti
Lineage: Eukaryota; Metazoa; Mollusca; Bivalvia; Pectinida; Pectinidae
Product: acetylcholine receptor subunit alpha-like
Exons: 6
Coding region: 1-1326 (441 amino acids)
Biological process (GO): monoatomic ion transmembrane transport; nervous system process; regulation of membrane potential
Cellular component (GO): synapse; neuron projection; membrane
Molecular function (GO): extracellular ligand-gated monoatomic ion channel activity; transmembrane signaling receptor activity; neurotransmitter receptor activity
Source: RefSeq, a predicted model, not a curated record
AUGCACAACAAGGGAUCACGAGUACCUAAAUAUGGGAAAAGUGUAACAUUCACAGAUGUACAGCUCGUGCAAUCAGGGUACACCUCCGCGAAGGAAAAUGCUCUUCGGACUCUAUUGUUCACUACAAACAGCUACCAGAUACAAGCUAGACCAGCUUCUAAAGUAGACGUCAACAUCACAUGCAAUGUAUUAACUUUCAACUCCCUGGAUGUCCGAGCUCAGUCCUUGACCACUACUGGCUACUUCGAUCUGUCCUGGUCUGAUGCAAGACUGAGCUGGAGCUCAAACUCGGCAUAUAAUAAUGAUAUAUAUGCUAUAUAUUCUGAUGAAGAUACAGUAUGGCGACCACCCCUUAUCAUGUACAACUCGGUAAAAGAUAUUUCUGUAAUGAGUGACGAUGCAAUACCAUUGCGUGUUCAACAAGAUGGCACUGUUUCAUGGACACCCUCAGGAAUAUACGAGACUAUGUGUGAGACAGAUGUGACUUUUUAUCCAUUUGAUACUCAAGUGUGUGACAUUACUGUAAGUACAUGGGGUUAUACUUCAACUGAGAUAACUUUAAAUCUGCACACACCGCCAGUUGAUACUACGUAUUACACGGAAAACGGAGAAUGGGAGUUCAAUACAUAUUAUACCAGCUCUUCAACGAAAAGCCGACGCGGGAAAUCGUUUUCAUCAGUAACAUUUCAUAUGAGUCUAAAACGACGGCCUAUGUACCAUGUUCUGAACACUUUGAUCCCGACAAUUUUAUUGGCGUUUCUGAGUUGCCUGGCGUUCAAACUGCCACCUGAUUCGGGUGAACGGAUUGGCUACUGUCUAACUGUUCUGCUGUCCUACGCUGUAUAUUUGACUCUCGUGUCUACGAUUAUCCCAACCACAUCUGUCAACACAUCCCUCCUGUCCGUAUAUCUCGUGUUUAUUCUGGCAAUGGGCAUGGUGUCCGUUUUAUUAACAAUUAUAGUACUGGAAUGCCAUCACACCGAUCCGGAUACCGAAAUUCCAAAAUGGAUUAUUAAAACGUUAAACAUCCUGAUGACGGUCACUUUCCAGGAAAAGAAAACAAAGUCUUCCUGUUGUUGUUCACCCAAGCACGGAGGAAAUAAUGUUGAAAGUUUGGAACCACAAGAUCUGCAACCAGACGACAGUUUAUCCACGGGGAGUAACAAAGUCCUAUACACUAGGAAUUCUACAGCAGAUACUAAUUACACGUGGAUAGAAAUAGGCCAGCGGUUAGAUAAAAGUUUUCUACGGCUAUUUUUAUUCAUUGUUCUGAUAUCGACGUUGGCUUUUACAGCGGGUCUUGGCAUUGGAUACGCCACUAAUUAA